Messenger RNA from Drosophila bipectinata, 1629 nucleotides. RefSeq names its product Actin 88F (gene Act88F). Lineage: Eukaryota; Metazoa; Arthropoda; Insecta; Diptera; Drosophilidae. Gene Ontology annotation, biological process: mitotic cytokinesis. The record is from RefSeq and is a predicted model, not a curated record.
AGACAGCUCGGCGUGCCAUUUGUUGUUGAGUCUAGCCGUCAACAAGAAUCGAACGUGCGAAUUUAUUCAAAUUACAUCCUUUCGUUGACCUUAAAGAUAAACAACUGCCAAGAUGUGUGACGAUGAUGCGGGCGCAUUAGUUAUCGACAACGGAUCGGGCAUGUGCAAAGCUGGCUUCGCCGGUGAUGAUGCCCCCCGUGCUGUCUUCCCCUCGAUCGUGGGCCGCCCCCGCCACCAGGGCGUGAUGGUGGGUAUGGGUCAGAAGGAUUCGUACGUCGGUGAUGAGGCUCAGAGCAAGCGUGGUAUCCUCACGCUGAAGUAUCCCAUCGAGCACGGCAUCAUUACCAACUGGGAUGACAUGGAGAAGAUCUGGCAUCACACCUUUUACAAUGAGCUGCGCGUGGCCCCCGAGGAGCAUCCAGUAUUAUUGACAGAGGCCCCCUUGAACCCCAAGGCCAAUCGCGAGAAGAUGACCCAGAUCAUGUUUGAGACCUUCAACUCUCCGGCCAUGUAUGUGGCCAUCCAGGCCGUGCUCUCCCUGUACGCCUCCGGUCGUACCACCGGUAUUGUGCUGGACUCCGGUGACGGUGUCUCCCACACCGUGCCCAUCUAUGAAGGCUUCGCCCUGCCCCACGCCAUCCUUCGUCUGGAUCUGGCUGGUCGCGAUCUGACUGACUACCUGAUGAAGAUCCUGACCGAGCGCGGCUACUCCUUCACCACCACUGCCGAGCGUGAGAUUGUUCGCGACAUCAAGGAGAAGCUGUGCUACGUCGCUCUGGACUUCGAGCAGGAGAUGGCCACCGCCGCCGCCUCCACUUCCUUGGAGAAGUCUUACGAGUUGCCUGACGGCCAGGUCAUCACCAUUGGCAACGAGCGUUUCCGCUGCCCCGAGGCUCUGUUCCAGCCCUCGUUCUUGGGCAUGGAGUCCUGCGGCAUCCACGAGACCGUCUACAACUCGAUCAUGAAGUGCGACGUGGACAUCCGCAAGGAUCUGUACGCCAACUCUGUGCUGUCCGGUGGUACCACCAUGUACCCUGGUAUUGCUGAUCGUAUGCAGAAGGAGAUCACUGCCCUGGCUCCAUCCACCAUCAAGAUCAAGAUCAUUGCUCCACCUGAGCGUAAAUACUCCGUCUGGAUCGGUGGCUCCAUCCUGGCCUCGCUGUCCACCUUCCAGCAGAUGUGGAUCUCGAAGCAGGAGUACGACGAGUCCGGCCCCGGCAUUGUCCACCGCAAGUGCUUUUAAGUCCUUCGCUCCCGGCGAAAGUUCUUCAAAGGCAUCCACCGGACACCAACCAGGAAUCGAGCUCACCAACACCAGAGAAGCCAGCUCGCCCAGUGAUAGACAAAAAGAGCAGCGAACACAUCGCACAAUUAUCAUCCAACUCAGAUUCACGCAAAGCACAUCCUCCAUUGCAAUCUAAUCGGCCGCCGUCCAUGGGAUUCUUACUUUUUAAACAGCUUGUAGUGAGAAUUAUUAAGUGCCGACGGUUAACACCACAACGAGGCAGACCCACAAACACAUGUCAAAUGUAUAUGAAGAGCUUUUAACCCGUCAGUGAAUUGAAAGCCAAAUAUAUCUUCCAUUAAAACUAUGAAAUACGUUAAAUAAAUACAUUUUUCUAUUAUCCA